AUGAAUAGCGAACUCGCCAACGGGUCGGAUCUGCAGGUCGUCAGAAUGGGAGGUGGUACCGGUGAUAAGAGGAGUUUGGUGACGGUGGUUUGGGCGGUCAACCUCACGGCUUUCGUCCUCGUCGGAAUAAUAGUGCCUUUGCGUAUUAUCGUUCGCUGCACUGUAACACGGAAUUUCUUCAGCGACGAUGUACUUGUUAUCAUUUCUGCCCUCUUCACUUUUGCAGUAUGCGCACUGCUUCCUAUAGCGACCGACCUAGGACUUGGUCAGCACUCCUGGAAUCUCGAUGUUGAAUUCCUUCCUGAUAACACCAAGAGUUUACUCCAGCUCAUCUUCAUUGCUAAUACUUUGUAUCCUUGCGCAAUCGCGUUCACUCGUCUCUCAGCCAUCAGCUCUUUUCUCAGACUCAUAACACAUAAAAGCGCUCGCUGGAUCAUGUAUGGUGCAGCGUUCGUCACGGGGGGGUUCUGCUUGGCAUCCGUGUUUGCCGUCAUCUUCCAAUGCAAGCCCAUCACGGCGGCAUGGGAUUCGUCGACUGGCAACGCUACUUGCUACCCUUUUAUUGACUUUCUUCAUGCCAGCGCGGCGUUGAACAUUGCAAUCGACAUGCUGCUGUGCACCGUGCCCUUGCCGUAUAUAUGGAACAUGAAAAUGACAACGGGCAAGAAAGUUCUGCUCACGAUUCUCUUUGCCUUUUCUGGACUCUCAUGUGCUGCGGCAAUCCUCAAGCUUGUCAACCUAGAGCCUCUGAACGACUCUGACUUGCCCUACAACUGGGUCUCCUGGGUGCUCUGUUCUAUCGCAGAGUGCACCAUCGGCAUCGUCUGCAUGUCAAUACCGCCGAUCAUUCCUCUCUUCACCAAGUGCUCCUGCAACAAGCCGCCGACGCCUCGAAAGGAAAGAAGCAAGUCGUUGCGGUAUACCUUGUUUGCUGAAAAGCCAACCUUCAGCCGUGCUGUGGCACCGCGAGUCAUAAGGCCGAUGGCAACACCGUGGAAGGAUCAACCGCUCGAGAGGACCGUCAACCCGGACUUCAAGCCAGAUUUUCACUGGCUCAGACUGGAGCAGCAAGAGUAUGGACGUUGUUGGGACAGAACGCCUCAGUCUACUAAGGUGAAUCAGGUUCUUGGGAUUGCGUUGUAG
This is a messenger RNA of Colletotrichum lupini, 1143 nucleotides long. RefSeq lists its product as uncharacterized. NCBI's taxonomy places the organism in Eukaryota, Fungi, Ascomycota, Sordariomycetes, Glomerellales, Glomerellaceae. The record is from RefSeq and is a predicted model, not a curated record. Bases 1 to 1143 code for a protein of 380 amino acids. The transcript has 5 exons.